GGACGGGACCUUUCCCACCUCCGGGGCCGAGCGGAGAAUCCCCGGCUCCCACCCCUCCACAUGUCCAUGUGUCUGUGCUCUCUGCAGGCGGGAGCCUCUCCAAGCAGGACUGGACCAUCCAGUGGCCGAGCACGGAGCCGGGCAAGGAGAACAGCCCGGGCUGCCCGCCGGAGCCCGGCCCCUGGGGCAGGACGCACCCGAGCCCCAAGGUGCAGCCCAAGUGCGGGCAGCACCACUGCCACGCCGGCUCGCCCCACGGCCCCAUGUACACACACGUGGACCGCCUGACCGUGGAGGGUCACCCGGGGCUGUGCCCGCCCCUCGAGUCCGGCCACCGCUCCCUGCCACCGUCCCCGCGGCAGCGCCACGCCGCGCACACCCCCCCGCGCACCCCCAACAUCGUCACCACCAUGACACCGCCGGGGACCCCGCCCGUGCGCCGCAGGAACAAACUGAAGCCCCCCGGGACGCCCCCGCCCUCGUCGCGGAAGCUGAUCCACCUCAUCCCGGGCUUCACGGCGCUGCACCGCAGCAAAUCGCACGAGUUCCAGCUGGGGCACCGCGUGGAUGAGGCGCACACCCCCAAAGUGAAGAAGAAGAACAAGCCCCUGAACCUCAAGAUCCACAACAGCGUGGGGAGCUGYGAGAACAUCCCAGCACAGCGCUCUCCACUCCUGUCCGAGCGCUCCCUGCGCUCCUUCUUCGUGGGGUACCCGCCCUUCCUGCCCUCCACCCCGCCCGUCCACACCGACGCCACCUUCUCGGCCAAUACGCUGUCAGUGCCUCGCUGGUCCCCACAGAUCCCUCGCCGGGAUUUGGGAAACUCCAUAAAACACAGGUUUUCCACCAAGUACUGGAUGUCUCAGACCUGCACCGUCUGCGGGAAGGGAAUGUUGUUCGGCUUAAAAUGCAAAAACUGCAAGCUCAAGUGCCACAACAAAUGCACCAAAGAGGCCCCUCCGUGUCACCUGCUGAUCAUCCACCGCGGAGGGAGACGAGCCGGUCGGGGCGAGGCAGAUUUGCAUUGCAAACCACUUCCACCCACCCUCCCCCUGCCUCCUUUUCUUUUCAGAUUCCCCACCGCACGGGCAAGGUUAGUCCGGACAGAGUCGGUGCCCUGCGACAUCAACAACCCCCUGAGGAAGCCGCCCCGCUACUCAGACCUGCACGUCAGCCAAACGCUCCCCAAAACCAACAAACUCAACAAGGACCACAUUCCRGUGCCCUACCAGCCCGAUUCCAGCAGCAACCCCUCGUCCACCACGUCGUCCACGCCGUCCUCGCCGGCGCCGCCGCUGCCGCCCAGCGCCACCCCCCCGUCCCCGCUGCACCCGUCCCCGCAGUGCCCGCGCCAGCAGAAGCAGUUCAACCUGCCAGCUUCCCAUUACUACAAGUACAAGCAGCAGUUCAUUUUCCCAGAUGUGGUGCCUGAGACGCCGACCCGAGCCCCGCAGGUGGUUCUGCACCCCGUCACCUCCAACCCCAUCCUGGAAGGAAACCCAUUGCUUCAAAUUGAAGUGGAGCCCACCUCGGAGAACGARGAAGGCGCCGAGGAGGCGCAGGAAUCCGAGGACGACUUUGAGGAGAUGAACCUCUCGCUCCUCUCCGCCCGCAACUUCCCGCGCAAGGCCAGCCAGACCAGCAUCUUCCUGCAGGAAUGGGACAUCCCCUUCGAGCAGCUGGAGAUCGGGGAGCUCAUCGGGAAGGGCCGCUUUGGGCAGGUGUUCCACGGCCGCUGGCACGGCGAGGUGGCCAUCCGCCUCAUCGACAUCGAGCGCGACAACGAGGACCAGCUCAAGGCCUUCAAGAGGGAGGUCAUGGCCUACAGGCAGACCCGGCACGAGAACGUGGUGCUCUUCAUGGGGGCCUGCAUGAGCCCUCCCCACCUCGCCAUCAUCACCAGCCUGUGCAAAGGACGGACUCUCUACUCAGUGGUGAGGGAUGCCAAAAUCGUCCUGGACGUCAACAAGACGAGGCAAAUAGCACAAGAAAUAGUGAAGGGAAUGGGGUACCUGCACGCCAAGGGCAUCCUCCACAAGGACCUCAAGUCCAAGAAUGUCUUCUACGACAACGGGAAGGUGGUGAUCACCGACUUCGGGCUCUUCAGCAUCUCUGGAGUUCUCCAGGCGGGCAGGAGGGAGAACAAGCUGCGGAUCCAGAACGGCUGGYUGUGCCACCUGGCUCCCGAGAUCAUCCGGCAGCUCUCUCCGGACACCGAGGAGGACAAGCUGCCCUUCUCCAAGCACUCGGAUGUCUUYGCCCUGGGCACCAUCUGGUACGAGCUGCACGCCCGGGAAUGGCCCUUCAAGACUCAGCCAGCCGAGGCCAUCAUCUGGCAGGUGGGGAGGGGGAUGAAGCCCAACCUCAGCCAGAUCGGGAUGGGCAAGGAGAUCUCGGACAUCCUCCUGUUCUGCUGGGCCUACGAGCAGGAGGAGAGGCCCACCUUCACCAAGCUCAUGGACAUGCUGGAGAAACUGCCAAAGCGCAACCGCCGCCUUUCCCACCCGGGCCACUUCUGGAAGUCGGCAGAGUGA
Messenger RNA from Malurus melanocephalus (red-backed fairy wren), 2534 nucleotides. RefSeq names its product kinase suppressor of ras 2 (gene KSR2). The record is from RefSeq and is a predicted model, not a curated record. The transcript is spliced from 17 exons. The annotation marks the transcript as partial. NCBI's taxonomy places the organism in Eukaryota, Metazoa, Chordata, Aves, Passeriformes, Maluridae. Gene Ontology annotation, biological process: protein phosphorylation. Gene Ontology annotation, molecular function: ATP binding; protein kinase activity.